CAGCCAAAAUGGCGUUUGCCGCUGCUCGCAUGAUUCUAAAAGAGAAGGACAAGAGAAGAAAGCCGUCCAAAGAAGAAUACAUUCCAAGGACCAGAAGCAAGGCGCGCAGUGGAAGCGCUAGUAGCUAUAGAAGUCUCAGCCAGGCCAGAAACAAGCCGGCAGAUGGUAAUGCUCAUGUGACGCAACCACGUCCAAGAACACCGACCCAUGGGGCCAAAGGGGGGCCAAAAACCCCUUGUAAGUCUUCACAGAAGCAGCUCAAUGUGCAACAGAAGGGCCAACCCAUCAGACAAGCACCUGCUAAAGUGGAUGCAGGACUAAAGAAAACGAAGAAAACCAAGAAGGGGAAACAUCAUCAACCGGACCUGAUUGUAACCAUCGACUUGGUAAGAAUUCUCUUAAUGCUAAGGCCAAAAACUUCUUGAUGUGAAAUUGUGUUAGAACAGGAAAUAUAAUCAAUCAAGUUCAAAGUGAAAAACUGAACAUGGAGAUAAAAAAAUGAUUCAAGAACCCAACUAGUUGGCAUUGAGUCUCACAUCUAGGCAAUGAAACGUAACGAUGAUUAUCAUAAAUUAGAAUAGCGUAUACUACAUUUGCGCGUCGAU
This is a messenger RNA of Dendroctonus ponderosae (mountain pine beetle), 605 nucleotides long. RefSeq lists its product as uncharacterized. Lineage: Eukaryota; Metazoa; Arthropoda; Insecta; Coleoptera; Curculionidae. The transcript is spliced from 3 exons. The record is from RefSeq and is a predicted model, not a curated record. Bases 9 to 425 code for a protein of 138 amino acids.